Messenger RNA from Lindgomyces ingoldianus, 852 nucleotides. RefSeq names its product Methylthioribulose-1-phosphate dehydratase. Gene Ontology annotation, molecular function: methylthioribulose 1-phosphate dehydratase activity; metal ion binding. The record is from RefSeq and is a predicted model, not a curated record. Gene Ontology annotation, cellular component: cytoplasm. Lineage: Eukaryota; Fungi; Ascomycota; Dothideomycetes; Pleosporales; Lindgomycetaceae. The annotation marks the transcript as partial. The transcript is spliced from 6 exons.
CUUCCUUUCACGCGUCCAAGAUUUCUCAGGCGCCAUUUACAUUCCAUUCUACCUCCGCCAUGGGUGACACGGUUGGGAAAUCCGCCAACGGCACUGCUACCAAUUCAAAUGACCAUCUCAUCCACUCAGAGGAUCCAUUGCACCCUGCAAACCACAUAUGCACGCUCUGCGCAAAGUUCUACACCUUGGGCUGGGUGACAGGUACGGGUGGCGGAACUAGCAUUCGACAUGGCGAGCAUAUCUAUAUAGCGCCUUCAGGAGUGCAGAAAGAGCUGAUGAGGCCGACGGACAUGUUUGUUAUGGACUUCAACACGAAAGAGUAUCUGCGAAGACCGGAUGUCCACAAACCCUCCGCCUGCACGCCCCUCUUCCUCGCAGCCUUCACGCGCGGUGCCGGAUGCUGCAUACAUACGCACUCACAAUGGGCGGUCCUUGUCACGUUGCUGGUUGAGCGCGAUUUUGGCCGGGAUGCAUGUUUUGAGAUUGAGGAGAUUGAGCAGAUUAAGGGGAUUCCGAAAGGAAAGGGAAAACUUGGGAAUCUGGGAUAUUAUGACAGAUUGAAGAUACCUAUUAUUGAAAAUACUGCACAUGAGGAGGAUCUUACGGGUAGCUUGGAGAAGGCCAUGGAGAAGCAUCCGGAUACGUUUGCUGUGCUGGUAAGGAGGCAUGGCAUCUACGUCUGGGGGGACAAUGUCCAUAAAGCAAAGACGCAGUGUGAAAGCCUAGAUUACAUCUUUCAGCUCGCUGUUGAGAUGAAGAAACUCGGACUUCCGUGGACAACUAAAUAAACGUCAUAUUCGACCGCUUAAUAAGAGCUAUUACGAAAUAAUAUCCAAGCGCAUAGAAUUAUAC